Molecule: messenger RNA, 1930 nt
Organism: Tigriopus californicus
Lineage: Eukaryota; Metazoa; Arthropoda; Copepoda; Harpacticoida; Harpacticidae
Exons: 10
Coding region: 1-1914 (637 amino acids)
Source: RefSeq, a predicted model, not a curated record
AUGGCUUGGAUUAACAUCUUCUUCAUCAUUGUUCUGGUACAGCCAAUUGCUUGCCUUCAUCCGUAUCAUGCUGAAAUGGCCAUUAGCUCUAUUUUGGCCGAAAUGGGUGGAACAUUUACUGUCCUCGACGAUGGCAAAUCUAACUUUGGAAUUCCCGACCGUUGUCAACGAAUAAUCGCGCCAAGGGAUGAUCCUUCCAUUGAUUUACUCCAAGUUUUGGCCAAAGUUCAAAGUUUGUUUGUGGUGGAUUUGAAUUUUGGCCCACGUUUUAUGGAGGCCUUAGCAAUUCCAGAGCUUCAUGAGAUAGCUAUUAUUACUCAAAACCAAAGGCAGGCGUUUCCCUACAUGCUACAACAAAAGGCGACGAUAUUUGUAUUGAACCAAAGUUACGACGAUCAGAUGCUGUUUGAAGUUUGGUCUCCUGGCUUGAACUCGCCAUUAUACAAUUUAUGGAUUGAAGGUCGCGGUGUCCUCAAACCCCUUCCUUACCACUCCCCUUUCACUCUGAAAGGCAUUGACUUGAGAUUUGUGGCUAUCUAUCCUGAUGUAUUGCCUCCUAUGGAGCGAAUGAUUGUCCGCGCAUUACAACAAAAGUACCAAUUUCAACGGAUGACUGCCACCAUCCCGGUGGAUAACUAUGCCUUGAGCAUUUCGGAGUAUCUCUCGAUCCCCAUCGCCGAUCUAAAGCAAUCCAUUUCCAAAGACUGCGAGUUCCACAGCCUUUUUGAUCAGGUUCCUCAACCAAGUGAACAAUAUGAGGAGGGCAUUGAGGAGUAUGAAUACUAUAAUAAUGCCUGGAAAUGGGCUUGCCUUGGGUUUCAACCUAAUAUGAGCCACAUGAUCAAUCGGACCGAAGAGGACUGGGAAAUUCAAUGGGAGGACGAUCUUCUCCGUGGAAAAGCCCAUUUCUCUAUAGGAUUCUUUCCUGUGCAAAAUGACCUCUUCACUUCACUGCUGUACAGGUCUAUCGCAUAUGCCAACUACGAUGAAUAUGCUCUGACGCGAACACCACAACCCAAGAACAACCUAUUGAAUCUCAUGCAAGUUCUGGACCGGACCACGUGGAUCUCUUUGGCCUGUGGAUUGUUACUCUUUGUCGUAUUUGCUUAUGGAUUUUCCCUGGUGUAUAACUUCCUUGGCCUGGGAAACCUUAAAAGGCCGACAUUCAUGGACAUAUUCCUUGUCAUGUUCAGUGGGUUUACCGAACCUGAUCCCAUCCGGUGGUUUAAUAACCAAAACAAAGGAGGGCUCGUGUUGACCCUGACUUGGUCGGUCUUCGCAUUUAUCAUGACAGUGUCCUAUUCCUCAAUGCUCUUGUCAUUCUUGACCUUGCCAUCGUCGGAACAAGUGGUCCAAAGUGAACGGGAUAUUUUGACCUUGGAAAAGACCAUCUUGGUGUAUCCGUUUAAUGAAAAUGGUGCUGAUUUGGAGUACUUGAAAAGUUUUUUCCCUCUGGAUGUGGCAUUGUGGGCAAAUGAUCACAAAGAUAUCCUAUUUUCUAUUGACGAGGAGGAACUCAAAUACAAAAUUUUAACCCUUGGAAAUGUUCUCAUAGAUACAAAGAGGGGCGUUCUCGACGGAAAUUUGUUUUCGGAAUACUUGGAAAAAAUCAGAUUUUCCGCUCAUCCUGUGACCUUUGGAACCAAUGAUGAUUGUUUGGCGAUUGGCAAAGGUUUCCCGUGGACAGACUUGAUUUUGAACGAUAUGCUGCGCAUGUCAGCAGGUGGCAUAUUUGAGUAUUUCUUCUACUUCGGGAUCAGCCCCAAGAACUUGCAGAUUCUUCAGCCCAGGGACACGGCCCAAGUAACGAGCAUCAAUGUUCCCAUCAAUUUGGACCAAGUGACCUUCAUAUUCCUGUUCUGGACAGGUGGGAUGACAAUCAGCGGACUUGUGUUCCUCAUGGAACAAAUCUAAAUCAGAACACGUUCGA